Messenger RNA from Lathyrus oleraceus (garden pea), 837 nucleotides. RefSeq lists its product as uncharacterized. The record is from RefSeq and is a predicted model, not a curated record. NCBI's taxonomy places the organism in Eukaryota, Viridiplantae, Streptophyta, Magnoliopsida, Fabales, Fabaceae. Gene Ontology annotation, molecular function: DNA helicase activity. Gene Ontology annotation, biological process: telomere maintenance; DNA repair. The transcript has 3 exons. Bases 1 to 837 code for a protein of 278 amino acids.
AUGGACGGUGAAAUAUUUGAGACACCAUGUCAGGAGUUUGAAACCGUCAAGGUGGAGAAUUCCAUUUUUGCUGGGAAAGAGAAGAAGCCAUCCAUUGCUUCUUACAAACAGGCCGUGGAGGUGGUGGGAAGUGGAGAAGCCCCAGGUUGGGGAAGAAUGAUAGACAUUGCGGCGAAAGAGGACAGUUUAAGAAGUAGAGGAGAAAUUGUCUUAGCGACUGCAUCAUCUGGCAUAGCUGCAACAUUGUUACCCGGUUGUAGGACUGCACACUCUUUCUUUAAGAUACCUAUUGAUAUACAACCGAGUUCCAUUUGUGGUAUUCAAAAGCAAAAAGAUCUUGUGAAUCACAUUAGAGUUGCUGCUGCAAUAAUUUGGGAUGAAACACCAAUGACAAACAAAAAUUGUUUGGAAGCCUUAGAUCGAUCAUUACAAGACAUUUGUAGUAACAGUGCUCUAUUUGGUAGAAAAGUUAUGAUCAUGGUGGGAGAUUUUUGUCAAGUUCUUCCUGUUCUAAGAAAAGAGUUUGCAAAAUUUCUUAUUCGCAUUGGUGAUGGUGUUGAACCUACCAAACCAGAUGACAUGGCGAGGUUACAUUUGCAUAUUGCAAUCCCAUGGAAAAAAGAACAUUCCAUACAAGUACUUAUCCAAUAUAUUUUUCCUAAUUUAGAAUUGCAUGGUUGGGAUGCCCCAUAUAUGGUACAAAGAGCUAUUUUGAAACCAACAAAUGAUGAUAUCCAGAAAUUGAAUGAUAUGAUUAUCGACCAGUUUCCAGGAGAAGAACAUAAUUUGUUAUCUUUUGAUGAGGUUGAAGGAGAUAAUAAUAAUUUAUACCAGUAA